This is a messenger RNA of Lotus japonicus, 2753 nucleotides long. RefSeq lists its product as uncharacterized. The coding region runs from base 225 to 2558 and encodes 777 amino acids. The transcript has 7 exons. The record is from RefSeq and is a predicted model, not a curated record. Gene Ontology annotation, molecular function: protein binding. Lineage: Eukaryota; Viridiplantae; Streptophyta; Magnoliopsida; Fabales; Fabaceae.
AUUAGGACCACAAACACUAUAAAAGAAAAAUUGCUCAAUAGCAACUAAUUUUUCAGUAGCAAUUAAGUACAUUCAACCGGUCGCUAACAGUUUAGUGACCAAAUUAGCCUCUGAUUUUUUCAGAUCGAUCGCUAAAUCGGUCACUAUAUAGUGAGUUUCAACACUACCACCACAAAACCCACUUCAAAAUCUAUUUUUUCCCCCUCACAUUGACUUCUAACACCAUGUCUCGUGAUGGUGACAGCAAGUUACCCUUCAUCACACCAGAUGAAGUCAUAGACUAUCUGAAUGAGUACACAUUGGAAGGAAGAUGGGAAAAUGUUAUAGAAAUGUACUAUAAAUUUCCAGAGUCCCACCUUUCUGUGGUCUCAGAAUCUGAGGGCACUGCACUUCAUGUGGCCAUUGAUUUGGAUGAAGAAGAGGUUGUGCGAGAGCUUGUGAAUGCAAUCGUGACACAUGCGGUGGAAAGUGUAGCAGAAGAAGGAACCAUGGAAACAUCACCAGAACAAGCAACAAGUGCAAUUAGGAUCAAGGCUUUGGAAAUGAAGAAUGAGAGAGGAGACACACCACUUCACCUUGCAGCUGCAAGGGGUUUUGCAAGAAUAUGCAAAUACAUCAUUGGAAGACACAAUGAGAGGUUUUAUUUGGUGAGUAGAAAGAAUGAUCUUGGGGAGACACCUUUGUACCAAGCUGCUAUCAAUUGGAGGAAGCAAGCUUUUGCUUACCUUUGUCACAUUUCUAGAGAGAGUGUCACUUUGCAUGAUCUUGUAAGGGAUGAUGGAGAUAGCAUUCUUCAUGCUGCUAUCAGGAGAGAAUAUUUUGAUUUGGCUGUGAUAAUAGUUCACUAUUAUGAUUUUCUGAGCACACAUUUGAAUAGCGAGGAAUCAACUCCUCUCAAAGUCCUUGCCACUAGGCCCUCAGCCUUCAAAAGUGCAAGCAACCUUUCCUGGUGGAAGCGAAUCCUGUACCAUUGUAUACUUGUGGAACCACUGGAUGCAGAAAAAGCAAUGAAGAGGAGUUUGAGGAAGAUGGAGCUGUCAGGUUCUGAUAAAAUGAAUUUCCCAAAGAACUACACCACAUUAUUUGACCUAUUUUCUGCAUUCUUAAAGUUUGCCAUUCCACAAGGCAAAAUUGUCCAGGGGAAUAAUCAUCAUGACACAGAAAACCCAUCAAACAAUAAACAGACCAAUAACAAUAGAAACGAAGCUCACUAUCCGUUUAUAUCAAAAGAAUAUCCGGUUGGAUUUUUGCCACGAAAUUAUGAAACAUUUCAUCAAUUUGUCAAGUCUGCAUAUGUGCACAUUCUUGGUCUUUCAGGAGUUGAGUUAAAGGAUGUGAAGAUAGAAAAGAAGAAGCACCAAUGGAGUAGUCAGCUUUUGAAGGCACUCAUGAAAAGAGCUUUUGCAGCAUUCACGGGUAGCGGGGGUCGACCAACGGAUAAGAUUAUUGAUACAGAUAUGUUCAGUGUUUAUCGCCAAUGGAAGCAAGGUGAAAGUAGCAGAAUGGAGUGGUUGAAAGAAGAAAAUGAACCAGAGGCCAAUAUGAAAAAGGAAAUUUCAACAACUCGAAGUGAGACAAUCAAGGAUACCAAUCCUAGAGAAUGUGAUGAAAGGGAAGUUGACAAAAAGGAGACAGCAUUGUUGGUAGCUGCAAGAAAUGGCAUAGUUGAAAUAGUGACCGAAAUUGUAUCUCGAGUACCAAGUGCCAUCCACAACACAAACAAAAAGAAGCAAAACGUGUUGCUAGUUGCAGUGAAGAAUAGGCAACCCCUUGUUGUUGAGACACUGAGAAAGCUGUCAAAACCAGAACUCUGGAAUAACUUCAUUCUGGCUGUGGAUGAACAUGAGAAUACCAUGCUGCACUUGGCUGCCGAGGCACUAGGCGGCGAUAACCCUUGGCAGAUUGCUGGUUCUGCCUUACAAAUGAUGUGGGAUAUUAAGUGGUUUCAGUAUAUCAAAAGCCUUGUACCUCAGCAUUUCUACUUCAGAAGCAACCAGUCUGGCAAUACUGCAGGAGAGGUCUUCACAAGAACACAUGUAGAUCUCAUAAGAGAGAGUGCUGAGUGGCUCAAGGACACAUCAGAAUCAUGUUCUGUUGUGGCUGGCCUUGUUGCUGGUGUUUCCUUUGCUACAGCAAGUGCUGUCCCUGGCGGCACCGAUGAAGAAGGUAAACCUCACCUGGAAGGAAAGCCUGCAUUCGACGUAUUUGCCAUUGCUUCACUGGUUGGACUCUGCUUCUCUGUCACAGGACUCAUCAUGUUCCUUUCUAUUCUCACCUCUCGAAAACAAGCCAAGGAUUUUCGAAGUGACUUGCCACUGAAGCUUCUUCUUGGUUUAAGCUCUCUGUUUGUGUCCAUUGCUUCUAUGUUUAUUUCCUUCUGCACUGGUCACUUUUUUCUGCUCAAUCACAAGUACAAGUCCAUCAUGUUUCCAAUUUAUGGAGCCACUAGUAUUCCUGUGACUUUCUAUGCUAUCUCACAGUUUCCACUGUACUUUGAUCUUCUAACUGGGAUUUUAAUCAAGGUGCCAAAUGCCAGUGACAAAGGUGAGGGAAUAUAGGAGCUUCUACAUUGUCACUGAUGGAACAGUACUUAAAUCAGUAUGGCGUUGGAUUCAUGUGAAGAUUUUGAUUUGUUGCUUUUUUCCUUGUGUUUGUGUUUAAGGAGAGACAUUUCUGUAUAUUCUUUGUUGAAAUUUUCAUUUCAAUUUGAAGUUUGAGAGUGCUGGAAAUAAACUAGACCCAACAAAGAAACG